AUGAGUUGCAGUAAAAAUCAGGAUAAAAACGAUAAAAAUGCCAUUAAAACUUGUGUUAUCGAUGGUUGCGGGGCAAACUCGAAAACGAGUCCAUAUCUUUUCUUUUUGAAAGUACCGCAAAACCCCGAACGGAGGAUCGAUUGGUGCGAUGCUAUGGGAGUAGCAGUUCAGAAGGGCAGAGUCUACUGCUGUACUCGGCAUUUCGAUAUCCCCGGAGACUUUGAUGGCGACGCACCUUCAGAUAAAUCAAGUGGUAUCCGGUUGAAGCUAAAAAGCCAUGUCUUGCCUCAUAAGGAUAUAUCGAUUCAAUAUGAAACCAGGAAUAUUUAUCAGCUGUUUGAAAUUAUGAAAACCACGAAAAAAAUCGAAAAACCAAACAGAUAUUUGCUACCGGCGAUUGAACAAGAUCUCAAUAUCAAAGUUCCUUUGAAUAUUAAACCUGCAACUAUGAAUGAAACAUACGAUUACGUUAUCGCUAAAAUCAAGGAUUAUUUCAAAUCGGACCUUCCUAAGUCAAAAUAUCAGUUAGUGCAGAUGUUGAAGGGCCACAGAGAUAAAAUUGCGGAAAUGGUCAAUAAGAAAAAUAUGAAGGGUGCUCUGCAUGGUACAGUAUUGCUGAAAACGGUUCAACCAUUUCUUCAGUACGAAGCGAAUGGAAAUUUGGAUUUACCAAUCGGGCACAAAGAGCUAGAACAGUUAUAUUUCGAGUUGGAAUCCAAUCAAAUAAAAGCUUUCUUCCGUCCACCUAAAAAUGUAACAUAUAACAGUGAUGCUGAUGGUAACUUUAAAGAUCUAUUUUUCUUACCUGGAAUACGCGUAAAUUUGUCCCUUCCCUUCUUGGAGUUGGUUAGAGAAGUGGCAUUGAAUUCUGAAAAGUACAUCGUGAAUGUUAAAAGCAUCCCCAAAGCUUCUGAAGGAAAACCGAAUGGUUUGGAGUGGUUCCAGAAAGUGGAUAAACCUUACAGGUUGAAAUCUUCUAAGGUUGGUCAAUAUGUCACGUUGGAGUAUGUAGACAUCCUGAUAAAUCUUUUCGAGACAUUUGAAUUCAUGAUGAGUCAACGUCAAAGAUCCACUUUGAUAUUUCUUUUGCAGCAAACAAGAAAGGAUUUGUCAGAAUAUGAAAUGAAGGAACUUCAAAUCACCUACAGUUGCUUUUUGUCUAACUACAAGUACUAUCGAAUCAUAAACGAAGACAUCGCACAAGAAAUUGGAGAUGAGGAAUUUUACAUGUUUGUGAAGGAAGUAAUCAAUCCUGAAUUGAAUUUUCAGUUCAUAAACGCAAUCGAUAGCAAUGUAGCGAGCAUCGACAAAAUUGAUCAAUACUUUCGACCAAUCCUUGGUUACAUAAAUGAGGAAGCUGGGUUUACUGACGGAGAACCGUACCUGACUUUCGCUGAUCAAUUGAAGAAGGCAAUUAGUUACACGUGUCAGGAGUGUAACAUAACCUUUGAGUCACCACUUGCUCAUCUCACCGUCAAAGAACAUCGAUUUUGCGGUACCAAAAAGUGGAAAUGUGUUCACUGUAAUGCGGCGUUUUUAGAAACAAAGCUUGCUACUGAUAUGUGGGCUCACAAGUGUCCCUAUACGUUUUUAUAUAUCAUCCCGGUCCCACCACUGAGUUCCCGUGCCAACAGCUGCCCUUCCCAUUUGCACUCACAGCUUGGAUGUACCUUCGUGAAGGUCAACAACCUCGAACUUGCCAAAAAGAUCGUGGGGAAACACGAUAGCAAGCACGAGUUCGUGUUUGAUGGCAAGUCCUACAAACUACGGAUUACGAUGGAGGACGAUGCGGUGGAGAUAAAGUUGCUCGAACUACCCGAAAGCAUCACCAACGACCCGGUCGCAGUUUUCCUCGCCGACUACGGAGAAGUUAUUAGUGUUCGUGACCUAAUGUGCGAUGACCGAUACAGUGAAUUUGGUGGUGUUAAUACCGGUGUUCGUGUUGCUCGAAUGGUAGUAACGAAGAACAUUCCUUCACUCGUGAUAAUCCAGGGCGAAGAAACUGCGGUUGGAUACAAAUAA
Ochlerotatus camptorhynchus is the source of this 2022-nucleotide messenger RNA. RefSeq lists its product as uncharacterized. The coding region runs from base 1 to 2022 and encodes 673 amino acids. The transcript has 4 exons. The record is from RefSeq and is a predicted model, not a curated record. NCBI's taxonomy places the organism in Eukaryota, Metazoa, Arthropoda, Insecta, Diptera, Culicidae.